This is a messenger RNA of Sebastes umbrosus (honeycomb rockfish), 1228 nucleotides long. It is a transcript of the gene saxo4, whose product is annotated as protein phosphatase 1, regulatory subunit 32. The record is from RefSeq and is a predicted model, not a curated record. NCBI's taxonomy places the organism in Eukaryota, Metazoa, Chordata, Actinopteri, Perciformes, Sebastidae. The transcript is spliced from 12 exons. The coding region runs from base 200 to 1162 and encodes 320 amino acids. Gene Ontology annotation, molecular function: phosphatase binding.
GUACAUGUUAGCAGUCGACCUUUCACUCUAGUCACUCCUCAGCUGCAAUGUGCGGCGUCUCCUAGCAACAGAGACCUGUUUACCUGCAAAACCACAACAACUGAACAACCACCUGGAGUUACAGCACUGUGCACAUGCCCAGAGGACUUUUGCCAUCCAUCACUGUUGUCAGCGAGCGUUUCCAUUACAGCAGUCACAGAUGGCUGAGCAGGGGAGGAUGGUCACGCCGACUGUUGGAGCAACAGGCAGCAGGGGACGACUGACCAGCAACACAGUCAAACGCUACAACACUUAUUAUGACCCCGGCAGGGUGAACUUCACUUCCUAUUUCGGACGUCCCGGCAUGUCAGGCUUCACAUCAAACCAGAGACCAGCCAUAUAUUACAGGCCCAGUUUGGACCUCAUUGACAACCCUCCGUUUGGACUCCUGUUAUCUGACAGUUUCACGUCUCAAACUAAACUACACUUCCAGCCUCACAUCCGGUCGGAUUAUUCGGGGUCUUUGCCAAACGUCAUGAACAAACCCAGAGACAGCGCCUUCCAGCGGAGGAAUCGUCCGAAAACAGUGACUGUGGUGGGAAAGUCAGAAUACCAAAGAAUAUUUGUGCCACAUCGUCUCACACCAACAGUUACCCAGAGACAUGUGAUUGUGGGUCCAAGAGGAGAAAGUGGUUUCACAGAGGGAACCAACCUUCAACUAAUCACAUUUCGGGACAAACAUAACUGCCUGGUUGAACCUCUCCAGACUCGCAGCUCAGUGACGAAAAGUGACUUCAUUCCACCAUCAUUUCUGCAGGGCACUGAGGCGAGACCGUGCAGCAGCUAUUUUUCUCGAGAAUCAGGAUUCACUCGAGGUGCCAGCGCUCCCUUGGCCUGCCCGGCCUCCCUUCUGCCCUCACAACUACAGACUAAAAGUAAUGCUCCAACUGAGACGACCAUUGGAAAAAAGGAACCAUCAGGGCAUCUUCGCAAUGCUUCAAACAACCAGGCUUUCCCUAACACACCGUUUGAUCGUUCACACUUCAGCUCACAUUAUAGAAGCACGAUUUGUCGUGAUGCUGAAAGGCGGAAAUCUGGCCACACUUGUGCAGAAAACAUCAGCGCAAAAAUGGACAGCAGCUACAAUCAUCGAGGAAUGGACAGGUUCAUCUUAAGGGGCUAGAGCUUCACACACCUGAGAAGGUACCUGCACGACUAAAAAUAAAAUGUGGGGUUUCUUGUUAACACA